UCCAAUUUUACACUCAAAACCUACAAUAAAGACUAUUUAACAAACCCUCCCCCCUCUCUUGUCUAUGGUUUUUAACAAUUAGAGAGUCUUCCAAAAAGGGCAUUACAAUGAAGCCCUUUUCACCAUUGUUGUUCUUUUUUCUCUUGUUUUUGGCAGGAGAAACAUGUUCAUGUUCUCUCCAACAGCAACAAUUUUAUGAAUUCCAAAAAAAGAUUCAACAGAAAACAACCACUGUUCUAGCUGCAAAGCCACAGCCAUCUCCUGUGGCUCCAAAUAUAAAAAAGAGUAGGGAGAGAGUAUUCUAUCCAAUUGUGUAUGGGGCAGACCCAACAGGGGCGCAAGAUAGCAGUGAUGCAAUACAGAGUGUAUUGGAGGAUGCUUUACAAGUGCAAAAUCGGAUUGAAUUGUUGCCUGGAAUCAAAGAUUUGGGUGGUGUCAUUGAUUUGCAAGGUGGCAAUUACUUGAUCUCUAAACCCAUAAGGUUCCCUUCUGGUAUUGGCAAUUUCCUGGUACAAGGAGGUAGUUUUAGAGCAUCAGACACAUUUCCUAGUGAUAGACAUCUUAUUGAGUUAUGGGCACCAAAUUCUCAGCCACUGACGAACUCUGAAGGUUACUUCGAUCAAAAAAGCCCGAUCUCCUAUGAGGACAUCACCUUCCGCGACAUCCUCUUCGACUCAAGCUAUCGUGGUGGAGGAAUUUUUGUGAUUGAUUCAGCUAGGAUCCGCAUACAUGAUUGCUUCUUCAUCCACUUCACCUCCGAAGGAAUACUAGUGCAGAAAGGACACGAGACCUUCAUCUCAACCAGCUUCCUCGGACAACGCUCAACAGUCGGUGGUGAUAAAGGGGAGAGAGAUUUCUCGGGCACUGCCAUUGAUCUUGCUAGCAAUGACAAUGCAGUAACAGACGUUGUCAUUUUCUCAGCGGCCACGGGAAUCAUCUUAAGGGGUCAGGCUAACUUGCUCACAGGGGUACAUUGUUACAAUAAGGCAACAGUUUUUGGUGGUGUCGGGAUUCUAGUUAAAUCUGCACAAAAUAGAAUACACAAUUGUUACAUGGAUUAUAAUGCUAUAGUGAUUGAAGACCCAUUUCAAGUUCAGGUUGCUAAUGGGUUUUUCCUUGAAGAUGGUAACAUUGUGCUAAAGUCUAUUAAAGGUAAAAUCUCAGGGCUAAACAUAAUUAAUAACAUGCUUAGUGGGGAACCAAAAAAUAUGGUGCCAAUCGUCAAGCUAGACGGGCAAUUCACGAGCGUUGAUCAAGUGGUGAUCGAUCACAACAAUGUAGAUGGAAUGAGCCUUAAAUCAACAGUUGGGAAAUUGGCGGUGUCAGGAAAUGGGAAGAAGUGGGUGAUCGAUUUUUCAUCUGUGUCAGUGUUUCCUAAUAAGAUUAAUCAUGUUCAUUACUCAUUCUACGCUCCAGGGGUUAAUGUUGUAGGGUUUCCAUUACAUGCAAUGACCAAUGUUUCGAGUAAUGUUGUGGUGGUGGAGAGUGACAUGGCAGUGACUGGGGUGGUUUCUAUGGUGGUUGAUCAAAAUAAUAUGGUUGGAGAGAGAAAUUUUCUCAUGUAAUGCAUAUAGAAAAUGUACAAUUUCAUCAAAUUUCAUAGUGAAAGUUAAAAGAAAAUGUACAAUUCCAUCAAAUUUCAUAGUGAAAGUAAAUGUUUUAAGAAGAGGAAGCAAAUGCUUUCAAGAUUAUACAAAAUAGAAUACACUUGAGUGUUGUCAUACUCAUACACUAUAGAAAUAAUAUUUAAAUAGUAUAGAAGAAGAAUAGAGAGUUUCUUGGAGAUAUUUUAUUUUAUUAUUUUUUUAAAAAGUGUACCCAAACCAAACCAAGCCUUAAGUCCCAUCAAAUGG
Messenger RNA from Camellia sinensis, 1853 nucleotides. NCBI's taxonomy places the organism in Eukaryota, Viridiplantae, Streptophyta, Magnoliopsida, Ericales, Theaceae. The record is from RefSeq and is a predicted model, not a curated record.